Molecule: messenger RNA, 4309 nt
Organism: Pseudoliparis swirei
Lineage: Eukaryota; Metazoa; Chordata; Actinopteri; Perciformes; Liparidae
Gene: ppp2r3b
Product: protein phosphatase 2, regulatory subunit B'', beta
Exons: 14
Coding region: 143-1888 (581 amino acids)
Biological process (GO): protein dephosphorylation
Cellular component (GO): protein phosphatase type 2A complex
Molecular function (GO): protein phosphatase regulator activity; calcium ion binding
Source: RefSeq, a predicted model, not a curated record
ACAGCGGCGUUGUUUUUGGAAUUCGGGUCAACGGACACGCGCCACGCGCGCGACAGCUUCGCCGAUGAAGGAAGUAACUUCGAGGGUCCUCUCGACGCGGUGACGUUACGUUGGUCCGAGCCUCAGGUGAUCUCCCGGCAGGAUGCCGUCCCCUCAAGUCCUCCAGCCAGUCCUGAAGAUGAAAGUGGACGAGCUGUUUCUCAACUGGUUGAGUGACACCGCGACCCAAUCGCUGCUCAAAGAUUAUCUUGACAUCAUCAAAAGCGGACAGCGCAUCGACCGGAGCUGCGAGGACGCCCGGGACAAGAGGUUGUCGACCUUCAACGAGAACAACAAUGUGGCGUCCCAGAAGAACCUGGCGGAGAAGAAGCCCCUUCCCAUCCGUACUCCCUCCAGCCCUCCGUCUGCCAGCACACUGCCCUCGGGCAGCAGCAGCAAUACCAGAGUGACCGGAGCCAAUGGCCGGGUGCUACGGAGGUCUGUCAGCACAAAAAAGGCCCAGGUGAGGACGCAGGAGCCCGUCUCCACAGCGCUGAGCGAAAGCAUUCCAAAGUUUUACUUCCCGCAGGGCCGGCCCAAAGCCAACGUCAACAUCGACGGCCUCAUUGCCGAAGUCGAGAAAACAUUUUCCCGAUUCCCAAAUGAAAGGGCCACCAUUGAGGACAUGGGGCAGGUCGCCAAGGCCUGCGAGUGUCCCGUCUACUGGAAGAUGCCAUUGUUCUGCUCGGCCGGAGGCGACAGGACCGGCUUCGUGUCCGUCCACAAGUUCGUGGCUAUGUGGAGAAAAACCCUGCAGACCUGUCACGACGACGUUUCUAAAUUCAUGCACCUCUUGGCCAAGCCUGGCUGUAAUUACCUGGAACAAGACGACCUUAUUCCGUUCCUGCAGGACGUGGUGAACUCGCACGCAGGCCUGGCCUUCCUCAAGGAGGCGCCGGACUUUCACUCGCGCUACAUCACCACGGUGAUCCAGAGGAUCUUCUACAAUGUGAACCGCUCAUGGACGGGAAAGAUAACGUGCACCGAGCUCAGGAAAAGUAAUUUUCUUCAGAAUUUGGCGUUGCUGGAGCAGGAAGAAGACGUGAACCAGCUGACCGAGUUCUUCUCCUACGAACAUUUCUAUGUCAUCUACUGCAAGUUCUGGGAGCUGGACACCGACCACGACCUCUACAUCGACCAGAAGGACCUGGAACAGCACGGCGACCAAGCCCUCUCCAAUAAGAUGAUCGAGAGACUCUUCUCAGGAACAGUCACGAGAGACCGAAAGGUGCACAAGGAGGGGCGGCUCAGUUACGCCGACUUCGUCUGGUUCCUCAUCUCCGAGGAGGACAAGAAGACCGACACCAGUAUAGAGUACUGGUUCCGCUGCAUGGACCUGGACGGUGACGGCGUGCUCAGCAUGUACGAGCUGGAGUACUUCUACGAGGACCAGUGCCAGAGGCUGGAGACCAUGGCCAUCGAGCCCCUUCCCUUCGAGGACUGCCUCUGCCAAAUGCUCGACCUCGUCAAACCUGAGGUCGAAGGUAAGAUCACCCUGCGGGACCUCAAGAGAUGCAAGAUGUCCCACAUCUUCUUCGACACUUUCUUUAACAUCGAGAAGUACCUGGACCACGAGCAGAAAGACCCGUUCUCCAUCAUACGGGAGAUGGAGACGGACGGCCAGGAGCUCUCAGACUGGGAGAAGUAUGCCGCCGAGGAGUACGACAUCCUGGUGGCCGAGGAGGCCGCCAACGACCAGUGCAACGACGAGUACGACACGGCGCUGAGCCCUCUGGGGCAGCACAUCUCCGCCGAGCUGGGUCUGACGAAGAGACACUUCUUCGAGAUCCCCAGUCCGCACUGCAACCUGGACCUGGAGAAGUACCAAUGCGAAGAUGACUUUGAAUGACGCCCCUCCCCCGCGGCGUCCUCCCACCAGCGGCGCCAGGGAAUGAAUCCCACCCAGUCUGACUUCGUGAUGUCACACGCCGACCGUCGAUCGACCCCACUGCGCCAACGCGGGGGGAAAGAAAGUAGUGUGUGUGCUUUUUUUAAUACAUGUUUGGGGGCCGAGUGUUACGUCACCCGACCGCCGGCUGCGUGGUCACAUCCACGCCGGCAGCUACACGUCUUCACACAGCGCAGCUCCCUGAUUGGUCGGGCAGAAAGAAAUAGAUUCAGGUUUUUUUAGACUCCUCCUCCUCUGAAGUCUUUGGCUCACGUUACGUUCAUCCAGAGAGAACGCUUUCUGGAGGCUGUAACAGGCCUUCAAUGUAAAUGCCAAACAAGCCACCGCUGGGCCUGCUCCACACACACACACACAGAGAGCUCACACUGCCACACACACUGUAUAUUGUACAGGUCUGUACUCAUUAUGAUAGAAUGUCUUUAUGUGUGAGAUGGGUUUAUUAAAUUAUUAGAGAUGAAUUUAUAAAUAUCUGUAAAUAUUUAUUUGGUGCUUGCUGUGUUGUAAAUGAUAUGGGGAAAAAUGUUUUGAGACAAAAUUCUUUUUUUCCUCUGUUAUAAAGUACUUAUUUUGAAUGUACUUUUGACGGAACAAAAGGAACCGAUUUUAAAAUGUUUUCUUUUCUUGAAUAAUAAAGCCGUGGUUAUUGGAAGAGUAAAGACGAGACUGCAGUUUGAUUUCAUCCAUCGAGUGAAAACCGGUUUGAUAUAUUCACAAAGACAUAGAUGCAAUAGAUAUUACAGCUUGGCAAAAUGUAACUGGACUAUUUAUAUUAUAUUUAAAUUAAUUUACAGGAAUACACGAGUAGAUUUUGGCAAACUUUAGCGAUAAUAAAGUGUCAGGCAGGACAAUAGAACAUAAAUCCUAAAGGACAAUUUGACAAAUCUUGGAUCUGAAUGAUCCAAAUGUAAAAAUAAUGUUCCACUCAGGUACAGUAUGGAAGUGAAGAUGGGGAAAAGCUUUACACAUGUAGCCCUGAUAAUAUACUCGCGAUUAUCAUGUAGCGUCACACAAGUGAAACGGUCAUGACCGAUUAAGGCCACUACGAUCUCCAGCAACGACCGUGGUUGGUGUGCGUGUGCUAGGGUGUGGUGUGAGUGGAUUUGUGUUAUUUGUUUUAAUUGUGAUAUUUAUUAUUUUUGUUGUGGUGGUUGUAUUUGUGGUAUUGUAGAGGUUCUUAGGAAGAGAGAGCGAGUUAUAUACAUUUUGUGGGUUUUCGUUGUAUGGGGAUUGGUGUUUAGUUUUGUUUUGUUUAGUGAAUAAAUAUGCUGUGGCGUGCAUUAUGAACCGGUUGGCUGCACCGUCCCUCUGUUAAACACAACCCAGGACCCCGCCCAUCGUAUAUUGUACAGAGCUACAUGGGCCGGGGGUUACACACAUAUUGAUUCACUCGGUCCUCUAAUGAAUACUUGAGUCUGACAUUAUUUGAAUGAGGAUAAAACAUUUCUCUGUUUACAAACCCCACGAAAGCAAUUCCCAUUUUAAAAUAUCAAAUCUUUAAACACUGAUCACAAAUGUAUCAUUUACUUUAUACAUGUGUGUGUGUGUAUGUAUACAGUGCAUCCGGAAAGUAUUCACAGCGCUUCACUUUUUCCACAUUUUGUUAUGUUACAGCCUUAUUCCAAAAUGGAUUCAAUUCAUUAUUUUCCUCAACAUUCUACACACAACAACCCAUAAUGACAAAGUGAAAACUGUUUUUUGCUAAUUUUUGCAAAUCUGUUAAUAAAAAACAUAACAUUUACAUACGUUUUCACAGCCUUUGCCAUGACACUCAAAAUGUAGCUCAGGUGCAUCCUGUUUCCACUGAUCAUCCUUGAGAUGUUUGAUUGGAGUCCACCGGUGCUAAAUUCAGUUGAUUGGACAUGAUUGAGAAAGGCACACAGCUGUCUAUAUAAGGUAUCACAGUUGACAGUGCAUAUCAGAGCAUAAACCAAGCCAUGAAGUUCAAGGAAUUAUCUAUAGACCUCCGAGACAGAAUUGUAUCGAGGCACAGAUCUGGCGAAGGGGACAGAAAGAUUUCUGCAGCAUUGAAAGUCCCAAUGAGCACAGUGGCCUCCAUCAUCCGGACAUGGAAGAAGUUUGGAACUAGUGAUGGUGAGAUGAAGCCUCAUGAGGCAUCGAACCACUUCAGCCAAUUGGUUCGAGAAAGGGUUCAUUUCUCGAAGCUUCAUGUGCUCACGAAGCCACCUACUGGCCAAGUGCAUAAUCACAGGCAGCUGUAUCUGAACCACAUAAUGUGAUGCAUUGCAUUUUUGUGUCUGUUAUGGCUGUUGGGAAUGACUAUGAAUUACAAAAAUGUAUGACCAAAUCAUUUCUGUACAUAAAUUAUCACAUAUGUGCAUAAUAAAAUAUUUUUUGAAUGUA